Molecule: messenger RNA, 843 nt
Organism: Condylostylus longicornis
Lineage: Eukaryota; Metazoa; Arthropoda; Insecta; Diptera; Dolichopodidae
Product: U-Kazal-Dg21.2-like
Exons: 4
Coding region: 1-843 (280 amino acids)
Biological process (GO): multicellular organism development; cell differentiation
Molecular function (GO): protein binding
Source: RefSeq, a predicted model, not a curated record
AUGUGGAAAAUUUUAUUGGCGUCUUGCCUAAUCGCUACAGUUGCUGGACAAAGUGAUAUUAGUCAAUACGGUCCUAGCAAUUUACCCCAUCUACAGGAUUGUAAUGUACCGUGUACUUUGAAAGCUUCUGAACCAGUAUGUGCUUUUGAUGGCAAAACAUAUAAUGUUUAUAAUGAUGAUUGUGAAUUAUUAAGAUCUAAUUGUACAUUUGGUUAUAAAUUAAUUGGAGUUCCAAUGCAACAAUGUUUAAUGCCAAGAACAUUUAUGCUUGAUCAUUGUAAUUUUGCAUGUCCAAAUAUUGAACGUUCAAUUUGUGCUAAAAGUAAAAACAAUAAUCCUCAAUUGUUUAAAAAUGGUUGCGUUUUAGCAAGGCAAGCAUGUAAAGAUAAGGCUAAAUAUUCAAAAGUUGAUAUGGAAAAAUGUAAGAGAGGUAGAAAUGCUGAAGAUUGUAACAGAGAAUGUCCUUUAAAUUAUGAUCCGAAAUGUGCUUUUAAUGGUGAAGAAUAUGCUGUAUUUGGAAAUGAAUGCGAUUUAGAAGUAGCUAAUUGCUUGCAGUCAAGUGCUUGGGCUCCAUUACGUAUGCAAACAUGCAAUCAAAAAUUAGGAUAUAAAUUAGAUUUACCAGUAAAAGAGAUAGAUGGAGAUAAUGGUAACUAUGAUGAUGCAGAAGAAGAAGAAUGUCCAACUGCGUGCAAGAGAAUAUUUUGGCCAGUUUGUGCUUUUGAUGGCGAAAAAUAUAAAAUAUUUUCAAAUGAAUGCUUAUAUAAAAAAGAUCGCUGUGAAAAGAAUUCAUAUUGGACUAAAACCAAAAUGUCUGAUUGUAUAUCAUUAAAUAUGAAUUAA